CGUCGCCCGCAGCAUCUCGGGGUGCACAGGAGGGGAAGGAGGCUCGUGCUUAGGUUCCCAGCAACUCGCAGCGUGGCGACUCCAGUCCGGAAGGGAAGCUGCGCGCCCAGCCGAGGGCGUCCCCGGGGCGGGGUCCUGGUCCCCAGCUGUGCAGCCUCAGCGCGGCAGGGGCGGAGCCAGCAGCACCAGAUGCGGCGGUGCGGCUCAGGGCUCGGACCCCGGCUGAGAAGCGCUGCCUGGGCCAGCAAGAAGCGGAGGGGGCAGAGCCACGGGGACACGCCGCGGUGUCCUCCCGGCGUCUGGACGCUGGAUCAGCGCCCCGCAGGAUCACGGUUCGUUUUGUCCAGCGAGUCUGCUUAGCUCUCUAACUCUUUCGACAUCGGGGACCCAGGUUCGGGGUUGGCUGGAGUGGUGGACCACGCUGGCAGGGAUGCUGCGCAGCUGCAGGUGCUUUGGACGCUGCUUUGCUCUUCGAGCUGAGAAUGAGGUGGUCUUCACACACAGCUCCUUUACAGCUCUGGGGAAACAGUAAAGAGUAUAGAACCAGUGUACAAGCAGAGUCCUAGAAGCCUGGCAAAAUGAAGGAUCGGCUUGCAGAGCUUCAGGAAUUGUCCAGGAGCUAUGAUCAGCAAUUCCCAGAUGGGGACGAUGACUUUGAUGCUCCUCAGGAGGACAUCGUGUUCGAGACCGACCACAUCCUGGAGUCCUUGUACAGGGUCAUCCAGGACAUCCAGGAUGAAAACCAGCUGCUUCUGAUAGACGUGAGGCGCCUGGGGAGGCAGAAUGUCCGCUUCCUCACGUCCAUGCGGCGCCUCAGCAGCAUUAAGCGCGACACCAACUCCAUCGCCAAGGCCAUCAAGACCCGAGGCGAAGGCAUCCACCAGAAGCUGCGCUCCAUGAAGGAGCUGAGCGAGCAGGCAGAGGCCCGGCACGGCGCGCACUCGGCGGUGGCUCGCAUCUCACACGCGCAGUACAGCGCGCUGGCCCGCGCUUUCCAGCAAGCCAUGUACGAGUACAACCAGGCCGAGAUGAAACAGCGCGACAACUGCAAGAUCCGCAUCCAGCGGCAGCUGGAGAUCAUGGGCAAGGACAUGUCGGGCGAGCAGAUUGAGGACAUGUUCGAGCAGGGCAAGUGGGAUGUAUUCUCCGAGAACCUGCUGGCCGACUUGAAGGGCGCGCGGGCGGCGCUCAACGAGAUCGAGAGCCGCCACCGCGAGCUCCUGCGCCUGGAGGGUCGCAUUCGCGAUGUGCACGAUCUCUUCCUGCAGAUGGCUGUGCUGGUGGAGAAGCAGGAGGACACGCUGAACGUCAUCGAGCUCAACGUGCAGAAGACCCUCGACUACACCGGCGAGGCCAAGGCGCAGGUGCGCAAGGCGGUGCAGUACAAGAAGAAGAACCCCUGCAGGACCAUCUGCUGCUUCUGUUGUCCCUGUGUCAACUAGCAGCUGGCUUGAGUCUCCGCUGCAUGUGCCAUGUGGGGAAACAUGUCCAGGAUGCCCAGCCAAAGGCAUCCUGCACUGGGCCGAGGGAGAGGGUCCCAAUACCUUGCAGAAUUCAGAGCAUAGAGAAAGUGGGGGUUGGGAUGCAAGAUUUGGAGCCCAGCACCUGCUGCCUUGAAGGGAUUGUUGUUAAUAUCCAAUGGCUACUUAAUGUAGACAGAUUUCCACUGGCGUUGUGUGAUGUCAUUAUAAAAUACAUAGCCCUCAGCAUCACGGGGAGGAACUAAGGUCAUUUGCUAAGAUGUGUGUCUUGAAUUCUAAAGGAGGAAGCCAAGAGAACAGGAUGCUAAUAGUAUGAGUACGUUAUCAAAAGCUGCCUUUGUUUGUCCUCUCUGGAAAGUUCCUUGGUGCUAUAUGGUUUUGAAUGACAUUCACUUCAGUAUUCAUUACUUCUGUACAUUUUCGGGUAACUUUGACCUUGGGUAAAUUGGGAGCCAUUCACUUCUGAUUAUUUAUGUUGUGUGAGCCCUGCGUGAACUCCUUCCCUUGGCUCGCUCCCACUACGCAUGAACCCUCACUGGACACUGGUUCCUUACCUCUCUCACCGUUUAUAACGUCCACCAGUUUAUAUAUGAAUAUUUUUAAAGCACCAAAUAUUGAACAAGCACUCAAGUUGAGCUUUAUAUUGGUCACAUUUUAUGGAUUUUUCACAGAUAACAUUUAUUUAAAAUUUAUCUUUGUACUUCAUUUCAUAUGAAUAUGGGCGUGAUUGUAAACUAAUCUUCACUCCCAUGUGUACAUUAAUGGCCAAUUGGAUUGACUUUGCUUUUGGAAAUUCUGUACAUAAACAACAAGAGCAGUUUUUGGUGUGUGUCAUUGUUUGAUGAUCCUGAGUGUAUUUCAUGCCUGUCUGCACAGUCCAGUUUGGGUCUAACUUUAUUUUGAACAACUGUGUGCUGUCAUUAAUAAAGAUUAACGAGGAAGAUUGAAAACUUGUGAAACAGCUAGAGAUACUAAAGCGAGGUUCUUGGGAAUAGUAAUCUACCUUGCUCCGAGUCAUUCCUUUCUCCAUUA
Molecule: messenger RNA, 2513 nt
Organism: Mus caroli (Ryukyu mouse)
Lineage: Eukaryota; Metazoa; Chordata; Mammalia; Rodentia; Muridae
Gene: Stx11
Product: syntaxin 11
Biological process (GO): intracellular protein transport; synaptic vesicle fusion to presynaptic active zone membrane; exocytosis
Cellular component (GO): presynaptic active zone membrane; endomembrane system; plasma membrane
Molecular function (GO): SNARE binding; SNAP receptor activity
Source: RefSeq, a predicted model, not a curated record